Erpetoichthys calabaricus (reedfish) is the source of this 2009-nucleotide messenger RNA. Its product is annotated as gastrula zinc finger protein XlCGF26.1-like. The coding region runs from base 239 to 1807 and encodes 522 amino acids. The transcript has 4 exons. The record is from RefSeq and is a predicted model, not a curated record. NCBI's taxonomy places the organism in Eukaryota, Metazoa, Chordata, Cladistia, Polypteriformes, Polypteridae.
AGACGCAGAACUUCAGAUUAAUUACGAUUUUCUGAAAAAGAUAAUAAAAAUGGGCAGUCUAUAAAACACAUUUCUACCAUUCAGAUAUCGGUUAAUUACGACGUUGUGAUUUAUUUCUUUUGAUCCGGACGCGUGCGUGCGGGUCUCCGUCUCCUUUCGCCUUCGGCUGAAAAGUUUUUGAGAAAUUUUAUGAACCAUGGUGAACUCUUCUGGUUGAUGGUACAAUUAAAGAAAACAAAUGGAUGACAUGAAAGAAGAGCCCGGAGUGUUUGUGCAUAGUUUUUUAGAGAUGGGCUGCAAUGGAGAAGAACUCUCUGAAGAAGAGGAAGUGAGCUCAAAUCCCACAACAGUAAAGGUUACGGAGUACAUGUCUGUCAUUGUUAAAGAGGAGGAACAUGAAUGGGAACACAUCAUGGUCAAGCAAGAGGUGUGUGAUCCUGGCUAUGAACCUGUUAAAGGCGAAAACCCAGAUCCCAGUUAUGAACCCAGUUAUAUACACGGCCAUGACAAUGGCCAUGUUUUAAGUGAAGAGAUGAAAAAAUUACAGUCAAGUCUAGAUCUGAGUGGCAAGAGGGACAGUUCUGGUAAUUUGCCUGAGUCGCUGCAGAGGAACUUGGAGAUUACUCAGGAGGGCAAUUCUGGUACGGAGCAGGAAGAAGAGCUAAUAUCACUUUCCACAAUUCACCCAGGAGUAGUAAUGGUGACAUGGAGCGAUAUCACUGGAAGUAUCCGCAGAAGUUUUAUCACAAAGCUUCCAUACUGCUGCCCCGAAAUUGGAGAAGUGUUCAUGAAGCCAGUUAAUCUUAAGCUGCUCAACAGCAGCCCUACAAUUUUGGGUGUCCCUUGCAUGAACUUUAAACAGUGGACCAUUGAGCCAGCAGUCAUAGAAAGUCACCACAUAAUCCACAUUGAAGAGAGACCCCUAGAAAGGCUCUAUGGAGGAAAUGACAGCACUCACAACCAACUCAGCAUUAUUAUUCCAGAAAAGCCAUACUGCUGUAUUGAAUGUGGAAAAAGGUUCACUCAGAAGGUUUCUCUUCAGCAACAUCUGAAAAUCCAUACAGGAGAGAAGUCAUAUUGCUGCACUCAAUGUGGAAAGAAAUUUACACAGAAAAUUGCUCUUCAACGACAUCAGAUAAUUCAUACCGGAGAGAAACCAUACAGUUGUUCAGAAUGUGGGGUGAGGUUCACAAUGAAACAUAAUCUUCAGUCACAUCAAAGGAUUCAUACAGGAGAGAGGCCAUACUGCUGUCCUAGCUGUGGAAAGAGUUUCACAAUGAAACAUAAUCUUCUGUCACAUCAGCGGAUUCAUACAGGAGAGAAGCCGUAUUCUUGUUCAGAGUGUGGUAAGAGGUUCACAAACAAGAUUAGUUUUAUUUCACACCAGCGGAUUCAUACAGGAGAUAAACCAUAUUGUUGUACAGAAUGUGGGAAGAGGUUUGUGCAGAAACGUUACCUUCAUUCACAUCAGAAAUCACAUACAGGAGAAAAGCCAUAUGGCUGUGUCGAAUGUGGGAAGAGGUUUAAAGAAAAAACAUGUCUCAAACGUCACCAAAUAACUCAUACAGUAGACAAGCCAUAUUCCUGCCCAGAAUGUGGCGUGAGAUUCACCAUGAAACAUAAUCUUCAGUCGCAUAAGAAAAUCCAUACUAGAGACAAACCAUACAGCUGUGACGAAUGUGGAAAGGAGUUCCUGCAGAGACGUUAUCUGAAGUCACACCAGAAAAUUCACACGGCAGAGAAGCCGUGCUGCUGUGUAAAAUGUGGAAAAAUGUACACUGAAAAAUGUAGCCUUCCACGGCAAUGAAGUAGUCAAACUGGAGACAAAAAGUAUUACUUCACCUUGAAUGUCAAAAAGACAUCCAAUGAAAUCUGGAAUCACCACAUCUGUAUUUAAUAUGGAAAUAUUAUUACAGAAAGGAUGGCUUUUCCAUAUUGUACUGAAUGCAGACAUACAUUAGUAUUGAAAAGGCAUCUUCACACCCAGUAAUGGAGGAAAGUUGUGAUAU